Messenger RNA from Setaria italica (foxtail millet), 1620 nucleotides. RefSeq names its product protein trichome birefringence-like 13. Gene Ontology annotation, cellular component: Golgi apparatus. Bases 103 to 1314 code for a protein of 403 amino acids. Lineage: Eukaryota; Viridiplantae; Streptophyta; Magnoliopsida; Poales; Poaceae. Gene Ontology annotation, molecular function: O-acetyltransferase activity. The record is from RefSeq and is a predicted model, not a curated record. The transcript has 6 exons.
UCCCUUCUGGCCCACCCAGCCAAGUUUCUAUCGACGCUUCUUAGACAAGAAUCGUGUAGGCCCAGUGAUCCGCUCCGCCUCGCUCGCCCACCUCGCCGUCCCAUGCCGCCGCCGGCGAGGAGCCCGGCCUCGGGUCCACGGCGGCGGGCCCUCCUCCUCCCUCUCCUCCUGCUACCCCUUUUGCUGCUGCUCAUCAACCUGAUCUCCUCGCCCUCUCCUCGGUCCCUCCCCGCGCCCGGCAAGCCCUCUCAGGCCUGCGACUACUCCGCCGGCGAGUGGGUGCGCGACGCCUCCCCGGGGCCCGCGCUCCGGUACGACCACACCUGCAAGGAGAUCUUCAAGGGGUGGAACUGCAUCGCCAACGGCAAGGCCAACGGCCGCGACCUGCUCCGGUGGCGGUGGAGGCCCUCCGGGGCCGGGUGCGAGCUGCCGCGGCUCGACCCGCUUCGGUUCCUGGAGCGCCACAGGGACUCCAGUAUUGGAUUUGUGGGCGAUUCAUUGAAUCGCAACAUGUUUGUCUCAUUAGUAUGCAUGCUCAGGGGAGUCAGCAGUGAGGUUUGCAAGUGGCGUCCUGCAGGGGCAGACCGUGGUUUCACCUUCCUCCACUAUAACCUCACCGUGGCUUACCACAGGACAAAUCUUUUGGUACGCCAUGGUAGGUGGUCAGCCAGUCCGAAUGGAGGCCCUCUAGAAUCCCUUGGAUAUAAGCAAGGUUACAGAGUUGAUGUUGAUAUUCCUGACCAAACAUGGGUAGAGGCAUGUAGCUUCCAUGAUGUUCUUAUUUUCAACACUGGGCAUUGGUGGUGGGCACCCUCGAAGUUCGAUCCAAUAGAAUCACCGAUGCUGUUCUUUGAGAACGGGAAGCCUGUUGUACCUCCUUUACUGCCAUCUGCCGGACUGGAUUUGGCUCUUCAACACAUGAUAACAUUCGUGAACAAAGCAAUGAGACCAAAUGCGCUGAAAUUCUUCCGCACACAAUCUCCUAGACAUUUUGAAGGUGGUGACUGGAAUGAAGGUGGAUCUUGUCAACGUAACCAGCCCUUGUCCUCAGAAGAGGUGGAAGAAUUUUUCUCUUUGGACAAUAAUGGCACGAAUAUGGAAGCACGCUUGGUAAACAAACACUUGAUGAAGGCUCUUGAACAGUCUACUUUCAGAGUUUUGGACAUCACUCGCAUGAGUGAAUUCAGGGCUGAUGCUCAUCCUUCAACCACUGGCGGCAAAAAGCACGACGAUUGCAUGCAUUGGUGCCUGCCUGGAUUAACCGAUACAUGGAACGAUUUGCUAGCAGUAAAUCUUGAAGCAGUUGAGAGCUAGUCUAAGGAAAGUUGAGAUGUUGCCGUAGAAAUAGAGAAGUUCUUCCCCCUAGGGCAUGAAUAGGAAGCAUUCAUCUGUACAAUAGUUUACGCAGAAUACCGAGUUGGUAUUCACUGCAGCUUGUUCACACAAGCGAGAGCAUUCUUUCCACUGAUAUCCCGGACCCUGUAAAUUUAAUAACCUUAUCGAGGAGUUUUGCUAAUAUACAAAUGCUAAAAUAGGCUAAGUUUGUGUUGUUCUUGUGAACACUUUUUCUUGGCAGCUGAAAGCGUAAACCUGCUGAAAUAUGAGAGGAGUUCAUCCCCA